GGAAAGAUAAAAAGACCUAAGACAAGAGCAUAUCAGAGAAGAAGAUGUCUUAUCAAGAUCAACAACACCCUGUUGGUGCUCCUCCUCCUCAAGGGUAUCCUCCUAAGGAGGGUUAUCCACCACAAGGAUAUCCUCCGGCGGGAUAUCCUCAAGCAGGAUAUCCUCCAGCGGGUUAUCCUCCUCCCGGGCAAGGGUACGGUCAAGGAUAUCCAGCACAAGGCUAUCCUCCACCACAAUAUCCUCAAGGUCCUCCACCGCAGUAUCCUUAUCAAGGUCCUCCACCGCCACAAUAUGGUCAGGCUCCGCCUAAGAAGAAGAAAGACAAGGAUUCAGGCUUUAUGGAAGGAUGUUUGGCUAUGCUCUGCUGUUGUUGUCUCUUGGAAGCUUGCUUUUGAUCGGAGCUAGAUGUGCCGUUGACCGUCUUGAGGAUGCAAAUUGCAUUUUGUCAAGAUAUAAAAUGUUAAAAAGGCAUGUUUGAUCAGCAUUAGAUCUCUUCUUCUGGUUAUGUGUGUCCACGUUUUGGCCUUUUGGGUUUGUUUCUCUUCUUUAUUUUUACUUUUUUUUUUUGUUAUGAAUCUGAAUUUGUCUUGAGGGUCUUGUUUAUUUUUUAUGACUAUUUGAUUGAUUCAGGGUAUGUGCCCAUCUUUUGUAUAUGUAAAAAGUUUGUCUAUUCACUUUGCCAUUCAUUUUUACAGUAGAAGAACACAAAUAAGUAACUCAAUUAUGUAA
Capsella rubella is the source of this 729-nucleotide messenger RNA. RefSeq lists its product as uncharacterized. The annotation marks the transcript as partial. NCBI's taxonomy places the organism in Eukaryota, Viridiplantae, Streptophyta, Magnoliopsida, Brassicales, Brassicaceae. The record is from RefSeq and is a predicted model, not a curated record. The transcript is spliced from 3 exons.